This is a messenger RNA of Symbiodinium necroappetens, 579 nucleotides long. Lineage: Eukaryota; Dinophyceae; Suessiales; Symbiodiniaceae. The record is from the annotation of a GenBank genome assembly.
AUGAUCUCUCGUUAUUUCCAGGACUUUCUGCCGUCUUUGCUCAAUGCAUCAUUCGUCUCAGACUUCAGGCAUGUCCACAAAGACCAGGCACCUGAGCAGAGAAGACUCGAUGCCAAACGAGCCGCCGGUGUCUUCAGGGGAUCCCCGAAGUUCCUGAACAGCAAUCAGGUGCUGCUUUAUCGCGGAAGUGAGGAGGACCAAGACGGCCCAUGCUGGAAGCUGUCUUGGAAAGAAGAUGGCGAUGACGAUGAAGACAGUGACGAGGCGAAUGACCGCAUGCUGCUGGAACGACUAUGGUCUGCGGAAGACGUCACCGAGGAGGUUGCAGACCACAAAAUUGGGUGGGACUUCAGCCAGAGAGGUGGCACCUCCGCUUCCCCGCCUGCUGGGUCAUGGACACGGGAGAAAGGUGUUGGAAUUUGGGGAAGCCCGGGCAAGAACCCGGUUCAUGUCGCGAAGAUUGACAAUCCGCCUCUGACCUUGCUUCUUUCUGCCCUGGGACUCGCCAAGAAGUACAUUGUUGAGUACAUGGUGCGGUGGCUAAUGGAGGCAACCUGGGAGAGGCAAAGCUUGGACUAA